Messenger RNA from Apaloderma vittatum (bar-tailed trogon), 1618 nucleotides. It is a transcript of the gene NECTIN3, whose product is annotated as poliovirus receptor-related 3. The transcript has 4 exons. NCBI's taxonomy places the organism in Eukaryota, Metazoa, Chordata, Aves, Trogoniformes, Trogonidae. The coding region runs from base 118 to 1320 and encodes 400 amino acids. Gene Ontology annotation, biological process: homophilic cell-cell adhesion; heterophilic cell-cell adhesion. The record is from RefSeq and is a predicted model, not a curated record. Gene Ontology annotation, cellular component: adherens junction; apical junction complex.
UCAUCUCUGACAUAUGACAUGAUCUUAUUUCUAGGAUACCUAAUUAGCAUGGGCUUUUACGAAUUUACGAAUGGAUUGCAUCUUGUCUAACUCUUACAUAGGAACAUUUUCAAAGGUAUGGAGUCUUUCCUGUUUAAUGUACUUCUUUUCUUUUUUUUUUUUCCCCCCUCAUUAGUUGAACCUGUUGUGAGCUUAAUGAAAGGACCAAACCCUCUAAUAGAUGGUGCAAAUAGGACAGUAGCAGCCACUUGUACAGCAGCCACUGGAAAACCUGCUGCAGAGAUUGACUGGGAAGGAGGUCUUGGUGAAAUGGAAUCCAGUUCUACCUUGUUUCCAAAUGAAACGGUGACAGUUGUAAGUCAGUCACGAUUUGCAAGAGGAAGACUUAUAACUUGUAUCGUGAGGCACCCUGCUUUGGAAAAGGAGAUAAGAUACCCUUAUGUGUUGGACAUACAGUAUGCCCCAGAAGUGUCAGUAACUGGCUAUGAUGGAAACUGGUUCAUUGGAAGAGAGAAUGUUCAGCUCAGAUGUAAUGCUGAUGCAAAUCCAUUACCUAUGGAAUUUAUGUGGGCCAGGUUGGAUGGACAGUGGCCUGAAGGAUUGCUGUCUGUCAACAAUACUCUGCAGUUCAGCAGCCCAUUGACUUACAACUACACUGGGACUUACAUCUGUAAGGUGACUAAUUCUCUUGGUCAGAGAAGUGAUCAGAAGACUAUCUACAUAUUAGAUCCUCCUACUACUACCACUCGACUGCCCACGGUUCCCUGGCAUCCUUCGACUGAUGGCAUCACAGGUUUAGCAACAGAAUCUAGAGAAAUAAAUUUCCCAACAUCAACCUUGCCAGCAAUGCAGGAAGACACUUGGGGUACUGCCAUCGGUAGUGCGGUGGGUGGGGCUCUCUUCCUCAUACUUGUCAGUGUUCCAGUUGUCAUCAUCUGCUAUAGGAGAAGACGGACGUUCCGUGGUGACUACUUUGCUAAGAACUACAUUCCACCGUCAGAUAUGCAAAAAGAGUCUCAAAUAGAUGUUCUUCAGUCAGAUGAUGUGGAUUCUUACCCUGACAGUAUAAAAAAAGAAAUAAAGCAUCCAAUGGACAUCAUAAUAUCUAAAGAUUAUUUAGAAGACCCUGAAAAACCAGAGUGGAACAAUAUAGACAGUAUUAACAGGUACCAGGAACGUUAUGAAAGACCCAUGGAUUACCAUGAAGGUGGAACAUUGGGAAUGAAGUAUUUGGUUGGUGAAUGUUACGAUGACAGUGCAGAAGACUUUGUUUCUCACAUAGAUGGUUCGGUAAUAUCUCGGAGGGAGUGGUAUGUGUAAUAACCACUGAAAACUAAAUGUGUUCGUUUCAUUGGCUGAUCACUUUCAGAUUGUUUAUACUUACACAAGAUGAGGAAUAAACUUUUUGAAACUGAUUUUUCUUUUGAAGGUUUUUAUAUUGUGACUUGACACAAUGGAAAUAUUGAAUCUGGGGAAAAUUUAUUUGAGCUGCUUUUUUUCCCAAUACUGUACUACUGUCUAAGAUUUGAGUUCUAAUGCAGAGUGCUUAUAUCGGUCUAUGUCAGAAGUAAAAAAGGCUAGAUUAAAGUUGCCAUUCAAAAGUGUUUAAGAAUAAAAA